Messenger RNA from Magallana angulata, 1869 nucleotides. RefSeq lists its product as uncharacterized. The record is from RefSeq and is a predicted model, not a curated record. The transcript has 6 exons. Bases 116 to 982 code for a protein of 288 amino acids. Lineage: Eukaryota; Metazoa; Mollusca; Bivalvia; Ostreida; Ostreidae.
AUCUUAUCGGUGGGGCGAAUCUUGUCGACACCCGUUUGUUUAUCUGCAGACACGCAGAUUUUUCGCAAUCUAAGUCCUAAAUUGACAAACGCACAGUAACGUUUCACACGGCAAAAUGGGUGACACGGCAAAACCGAUCGUAAAAGUUCUGAACGAGCAGACAACAGCCAGCAAAAGUGUGAUCAAAGCUACGGACUUGGCCAAAAAGCUACAGAAGACUAUGCUCAGUAUAAAGGGAGAGUGCAUAGGAGAGGACCGAGGGAUAGACUAUGACAAACUGAAGAACAGUGGGGCAUACAAAGAAUACAAGUCGGAAACUCUACAGCUACAGACUGUCAGUCUGGAUGAACUCAGUGAGAACGAGAGGAAAGCCUUCUUUAUCAACCUGUACAAUGCCCUGACCAUCCAUGGCCUGGCUGAACAAAAGACCCUCCCAAGCUCCGUCCUUGACAUUCAACAGUUCUGGAAAACCACCGCCUACAAGGUCGGGGGUCUGGUCUACAGCCUUGAUGAUAUGGAGCAUGGUGUUCUUAGGGGAAACAAAAGCCACCCAGCCUCCACCAAACCUCAGUUCUCGGAGGGGGACCCUCGAAUCAAAUAUGCCGUAAAAAAACUGGAUCCCAGGAUUCACUUUGCUCUUGUCUGUGGUGCUGUGUCCUGUCCGGCCAUCAAUGUUUACACUGCUGACAACCUGGAUAAGGCCCUUGACUCGGCUACUCGCAAUUUCUGUAAACAGGAAGUGUCCAUGUUUACAGAGGUCGAUGAAAUUUGGAUGUCUAAGAUCUUCCUGUGGUAUCGAGACGACUUCGGAGGAAAUGAUGUGGAUGUCAUUGAAUGGAUCAUGCCAUAUUUGGAAAAGGACAUACAGGAUAGGGCAGUUGUUCUCUUGUUCAAAAUCAAAAACGUUGGUAAAGUAGACAUUAAAUACAAUGAGUAUGAUUGGCGGCUGAACAAGCUGGGAGUCACGCCCAUAAUUUUGUGAUGGACAAAGGACACACCCACUUUGGUAAAGCUGAGAGCAGUGCACUGCUAGUCUUUCCAUUGUACCUCAGAGAGAUAUUUAUAUUUUUCUUUUCAGAUUGUUUCUGAUUGACCAAGUUAUACAUGUAUGACAUCAAGCACUAUUUCUUUUUCACAAUAUAAGCAUAAUAGGAAGACAAAUUGUCUUACCAUUAAUUAUCUAAAAAAGGAGUGUUCCUGUUUAUGUCAUAAAUCACACACUUGACGUUACAAAAGGCAUUCCUUAUACAGGAUGGAUCAAUGUGGUCCCAGAGAUACUGUGAUACACCUUAUUUCUGAUACAUUUGCUGUUAACAUGGAUAUUUUCAUAUCACUGAAUACUGUAGAUUCCUUAUUUUACGCAAGUACUUAAGUUAGCAAUUCCCCUGUUUUGUAUCAAUUCGCAAGAAUAUAUAUAAAAAUCGCGAACAUUGAAUUUUUAUACUAAUUUUUUAUAGUUCCCAGCUCUCAGAAAAUAAAGGCGAGAUUUUAAAAUCUGCGAAGGGUGCUUCUAUUGAUUUUACGCGGAUAUUAAUUCCUCUCGUUUCAUUAGGAAUUUACAGGAUGUGUUGUAAAUUAUGCAAAUCCUGAAUAUGCAUUGUGUUAUUUCUGCAAUUUAAAUUAGUUUUUUGCAGAAAGAACAUGUUUAUAAAAUAAAUCCUUUUUCUUUUGUGAAUUGCCUGCUUUCAUGUAAAAGUUUCUUUGUUUACUGUCGUCUUAAUUAAAUGGGAGAAGAACCCUGCAUGUGUGGAUCCAGAGAAUUUCCUGGGGUAGAAGUGGGUUGAGCUAUAACUUGUUUGCCGGGGAAAUCAGAGCCUUAUUUUGGGGUUAUAACUUGUCAGAACCUUAUUUUUGGUUAUUAUGUCAUGU